This is a messenger RNA of Microtus oregoni (creeping vole), 1686 nucleotides long. RefSeq names its product proline rich 11 (gene Prr11). Bases 137 to 1234 code for a protein of 365 amino acids. The record is from RefSeq and is a predicted model, not a curated record. The transcript has 10 exons. Lineage: Eukaryota; Metazoa; Chordata; Mammalia; Rodentia; Cricetidae. Gene Ontology annotation, cellular component: cytoplasm.
GGACAACGAACCGUGUAGAAACCACGUCUACGAUUGGUCACUCCUCGGCAAGGAUUUAAUUUUGAAUUCUUCUUUAUGGUGUGGAAGAGGCUCCGACCCGAACUUCGUCUAGUCCUCAGACUUUUAGACUAAAAUCAUGCCCAAGUUCAAACAACGAAGAAGAAAGCUAAGAGCCAAAGCCAAACAAUUAUUUAAGAAAAAAGAAGCCUCCCGAGUCCAGCCUCAGCUAUUGACCCCUCCCCCUCCACCACCCACACCAGAAAGAGUGGUUACUUCUUCAACAGAUAUACCCCAAAGCAGUAACUGGCUAAGACGACCUUGGAGCUUCAGAUUUCCCAAUGUCAAAGAUGUGCUAAACCUUUGGACGAAUAGAGCGUGGUGCAUAUACAAUCACUGUCUGACCUGUGUAGCCCAGAGUUUAGAAGCACUGAGAGAUGCCAUCUUCCCUUCCCGAGUCUACCACAGAGAACUUCACAGUCUAAAACAACAAUUUUGUGUUUUGAAAAGUGAUUUAUGCAAGCUCCAAGAAACACUGAAGACCAUCUCAGAAAAUUCUUCUUAUUCAAGCCGUUGUCAUACGUGUGGCGUGAGUGAUAAACCUACAAACGUGCCUGCCUGUGCUCCAACAACCCCUGGAGAAUCCCAAACUGUACCUCCGCCCACACUGCCACAGCCAGCCAGUCAUCCGCCCCCUCCUCCUCCCCCACCCCCUCCUCCCCCUCCUCUUCCUCCGCCUCCACCACCCCUAGCACCUUUGCUGCGCAGAAGAACUGGGACUACUGGAGUACUUCAGACUGAACCGUUAAAGAAAGAUGGACCCAUGCAUAUAACAGUUAAAGAUCUACUCACUGUAAAAUUGAAAAAGACACAGAGUAUUGAAGAAAGAAAGAAGCUUGUACCAUCGCCACCAGAGCAACGGAAUCCACUAGUUACUGUCUCUGAUCUGCAGCAUAUUACUCUGAAGCCCAACUCCAGGGUGUUAGCAACACGCGUUAAAAAUGUCCUAAUUACUCCCGGUAAAAGCCAAAUAGAUCUGCGGAAACUGCUGAGGAAAGUCGAUGUGGACAGGAGCCCAGGUGGGACCCCUCUUACCAAUAAAGAAAAUAUGGAAACAGGAACUGGACUGACUCCAGUCAUGACUCAGGCCUUAAGGAGAAAGUUCCAGCUGGCUCACCCUAAAAGCCCAACUCAGUCUCUACCACUUCAUACAAGCAGCUUCGAUGAACAGAACUGAGGCCAGCUCUGCCUGACUCCAAGGAGGAAUCGACACGAUGACAGAUCAAACCCCCUAAAUUUUAAUGUACUAAAAUAUGUAUAGCUCUAUGAAUGUAAUUCUACUUGAAGAAUCAGAGUGAGUAUGUAUGUAACAUACACACAUUGUGACAUAAAGAGAGAAUUUAGAUAUAUUCUGAUGAUUAUGAUAGUAAUCUGCAAAGUAAUGUUUACCCUGGAAUUAGCCAAUUUAGGUUAGAGUCGUUGUUCAGAUUUCAUUUCAUAGGGGCUGGCAACACGGUUUAAUAGGCAAAGGCACUUACCAAGGGCCCAGAUGGCGGGAAGAAAGAACUCUCACAGAGGUCCUCUGAUCUCCACAUAGACGCUAUGAUAUGUGCUUCCUUCAACACACCAAGUUAAUAAACUUGUUAAAAAUAGUAUUAAUGGUAUAACUAGUUUAUUAUAUAAAUAUAG